Messenger RNA from Melanaphis sacchari, 1572 nucleotides. RefSeq lists its product as uncharacterized. Bases 125 to 1516 code for a protein of 463 amino acids. The transcript has 2 exons. NCBI's taxonomy places the organism in Eukaryota, Metazoa, Arthropoda, Insecta, Hemiptera, Aphididae. Gene Ontology annotation, molecular function: nucleic acid binding. The record is from RefSeq and is a predicted model, not a curated record.
ACGUUCUGUGAUUUUUAUCUGUAUUUUUUGUACCAACGUUUUUUGGUGUUUUUUGUACGUUUUCGUUAGCUCUUGUACGUUUUUUUUUUUUUUUUUAUUAAAAUUUCACGUUAACGAAUUCACUAUGAGUGAUUCUGAAGAUAGUGUGACCCUUGUAAUAGACAGCACGGAGGAAACUAGUUUACCAAGUAGAAGGAAUAUUCAAGGAAAAUGGGUACGAAGUCGUCAGAAGAACAUGGUUGUCGACAUGUACCUGAACAUGCAUAUGAACUAUCCGAUUAUGCAAAACAAACAAAUAAUGCACAACAUUUCGCAAACUUCGGGUAUUGGUCUUAAUUCUGUGUAUUCAAUUAUUUCGAAGUACAGAAAAACUGGAACUGUUACGUCUCCUAAAAAUAAACGUAAUAAAAAGUGUCUGUUUAACAAAAUUAGCAAUUUAGAUCGGAGUGCGUUACGUCAAAAAGUUUACAACUUUUGGUUGAAGAAAGAAUUACCGACUAUUGACAAAAUUUUAAGAAGUGUGAAUCAUGAUCCGGCUCUUCCUAAUUUCAAACGCACUACGUUGUAUUCAACAAUAAAAAAAUUGAACUUUGUUUACGUCAAGAGGAAUAAAUACAAUAUGUUGAUGGAGAGAAAUGACUUGUUGAUUUGGCGUCAAAACUAUUUGUACGAUAUUCGUAAAUAUCGAGAAGAAGGUCGUACCGUUUAUUACCUUGAUGAAACGUGGCUAAAUGUUAGCGAUUGUAAGAAAAAAUCGAGGGUCGAUAAAACAAUAAAGUCAAAACAGGAUACUUUAAACAGAGGUCAAACAACUGGUGUGACGAACACGACUGGUAAGGGCCAAAAUUUGAUUAUAUUACACAUUGGAUCACACAAAGGCUUUUUAGAUAACGGUCUGACAUAUUUUGUGUCAAAAAGAAAUGGUGUAGACUGCUAUGAUAGCAAAAAAUUUCAUGAAUGGUUUGGGUCAAUUCUUCCACGUCUUGAUCCAAAUGCAGUAAUUGUGAUGGACAAUGCCUCGUACCACUCAGUGAAAUCAGAAAAAAUACCGACAAGCCAUUCAAAAAAAGAAGACAUUUUAUCGUGGUUAACUUCGAAAGGCGUUGUCAUCAAUAAACCAAUGUUUAAACCACAACUGCUCGCAAAGGUUAACGAGAUAAAGGGGAAGUAUGUGUCUUAUGUCGUCGACAAUAUGGCCAAAGACGCUGGCCAUUCCGUAUUAAGAUUACCUACCAACCAUUGUGAAUUGAAUCCAAUGGAAUUGGUAUGGGAAAUGGUUAAAAGCUAUGUAAGGCAGCAUAGUAUAUCAUUUAAAAUCGAAGACGUUAAGGCCCUUGCGAACGCGGCAAUUGAAGGAGUCAACCGAGAAAAGUGGGAAAAUUUUAUUAAACAUGUCAUAGCGGAGGAGAAUAAAUUGAACGAAAUUGACAAAAAUAUGGACGAAAUUAUUGACAGUUUAGAACCUUGUGAUCUCACCGCAACAGACGAUACUUCCGAUUCUGAUGAUAACUUUUAAUUUAUUAUAUAAUUUUUAUGCAUAUUAUAACUUGUAAACAUUCUUUUGAUGAGCAA